AUGGAGCAGGCGCGCGAGCAAGCUGAGGCCGCCGCGCCCGCGGACGAGGAGGCGGAGGAGGCGGCGGCAAUGGCGGCCAUGGCGGCGGCGGCUGGCACGGGCCCGGCCGUGCUGCAGGUGGCCGGGCGGUACCGGGGCCUGUGCGCCGUGCGCAGCCGCGCCCUGGGCCUGGGGCUCGUGUCCGCCGCGCAGCUGCGCGUGUUCCCGGUGCGCCGCGGCUCCGGCCGGGCCGACGGCGGCGGGGUCGGGGCGGAGCUCGAGGCCAACCCCUUCUACGACCGCUACCGGGACAAGAUCCAGCAGCUGCGCAGGUCUGACCCAGCUGCUUUUGAAUCCCGACUAGAAAAGCGCAUUGAGUUUCGGAAGCAGCCAGUGGGACACUCCAAGCAAGGUGACUUUAUCAGAUGUGUAGAACAGAAGACAGACACCUUGGGGAAACAGCCUGUGAGCAGAGGAUUCACUAAGGACAAGACUCUCAGUUCAAUCUUUAACAUUGAGAUGGUAAAAGACAAAACCGCAGAAGAAAUAAGACAGAUUUGGCAGCAGUAUUUUGCAGCAAAAGAUACAGUCUAUGCAGUUAUUCCUGAAGAGAAGUUUGACCUGAUCUGGACCCGGGCUCAGUCCUGUCCAACAUUUCUAUGUGCACUACCAAGAAGGGAAGGUUAUGAGUUCUUUGUAGGACAGUGGACGGGUACUGAACUCCACUUCACUGCACUUAUAAAUAUUCAGACCCGAGGGGAUGCUGCAGCCAGCCAGCUGGUUUUAUAUCACUAUCCUGAACUUAAGGAGGAAAAGGGCAUAGUGCUGAUGACAGCAGAAAUGGAUCCCACAUUUCUGAAUGUUGCUGAGGCACAGUGCAUUGCCAACCAAGUUCAGCUCUUCUAUGCCACUGAUCGGAAGGAAACCUACGGCUUAGUGGAGACUUUUAACUUCAGACCGAAUGAAUUCAAAUAUAUGUCGGUCAUCGCUGAAUUGGAGCAAAGUGGACUUGGAGCAGAACUGAAAUGUGCCCAGAACCAGGAUAAGACUUAGAGCUGUAAGGGUUGGCUUACAGAGUCUGCUUAGCCCUGGAUAGCUUUCUAAAGCCCACCCGCCCCCUUGAACUUUGGGGAGCUUAGCAGCUAUAAGGAGCAGUCUCUGAUGGGUUGCCCUGUGUGCUUACAAGAAGUAAUCAUGAAGGUGAGCCUAUUACUUGAUAUUCAGGAGUGAAGGUACCCAAACAUUCUGAUAAUUAUCUCCCAGCAUACUUAAGCUUUCCUUUUUAAGUGUUUGAGGCCAUAACCAGAGAGCUAAGGAUCCACAGGAUGGCGACUUGACUUUACACAGUGUAGUAGUGCUAUGUAUCCUUUUGACCACACAGCUCCCAAAUGUUCAGUUCCUCGUAUUUAUAAACUUGUGAAAGGAUAGUAAGCUUGAAGGCCUGCUGUAAUUAGAUGUGGGCUUUGCAUACUCUUCCUGUUUGCCUCUUGGCUGGCCAAAAUACCCUGUUUAGACUCUAGGUCAGCCAGAUAUUGCCAUCGGAAUUGAGACUUCCUCUAGAUGUCCCCAGAGUCUGGCUUGGAAGGUCAGUAGAUUUCAGGUAUAGUUAAACAUGCAAGUACAGUGCCUGCAUACUUUUAAACCAUAGUUCAUUAUGCCUCACCCUCUAACUCUGCCUAUUAGAAGCUAUGUAUUUGGAGGAGGUGGAUCAGUGCAAUGUAAAUGAAUCACAACUUUUUUAAGGAGAGGAUCCAUCCCAAUUUGCAUGUUUGGUUUUAUUUCAUUUGUUUUAAACAACUCUAAGCCAUGCCAGUAUUAUGUGAAAAAGUAGGUAGAAGCAAAUGUUCUCAGAUUGGGUGUGGGAAAAAUGUAGAAAUUAAAAUAAAGUCUGGCUUAUGGUCUUUUUACACUAAACAGUGAAAUCUAACCUAUGUGCUGCCCUUAGUGCCAGUGCACAUCAGUGAACUGAUUAGAACUCAUCUUUGGACUCAGCAAUUGGUUAAAAUGCCGAAAAUAAGAAAAGAGUUAGUUCUUCAUUGCUGAAAACUCACUUUUGGUUUGUAGUGUCACUGCUGUGGUUCCAAGUUCAGUGAUAGAAAAGGGCAGUGGUUACAACUAGCCUUCUGAAUCUGAGGUCCCUGGAGCCCCCCAGUAUUUUUGUCAACCCCCAUUUCUAUGCCUUUCCUUUUCUUGAUCUGAUGUGCUCCACUUUGCUGCUUCUGCCCAAGGUCUGCUUGUGUUGGCACUGAAUUGGUAAGUGGGAAGGUAACCAGUAGUUGCAGUUUGUGUGUUUGUGUAUUUUCUUUAUUAUGGAAGAUUAUUUAUAGGUUGGGCCUGUCCCCAAGCUCUUUAAAUGGGAUUGGACCUCUCAUUACUUUCUGGGCUGUGUCUAUUUUGUUGUACUUCUGAGUCUGUGUGUAGAAUGAGAUAGUGUUUAACCUGGAAUUGCUGCUAGCCUUUCACAGUUUCUUUAAAGGUUGGACUGUUUCCUAAUGAAAAUUCUGGACCUGCCUCUGGUUCUGACAGGUCCUUUUUAAAGAAACUUAGGUCUGGAUGUUUUGAGUCCCAGGAAUCUUUGACAUCAGGUGGAGUUGCUUUCAUGGGUAUACGCUUAUUUUUGCUUUUCUCUCCAGAUGGACCCAGUUCUUGGUCAUAGUACAUUUUUAUAAUACCUCCACCAGAGGGUGAGAAGAUGAUGGGAGAAGAAAUAAGAAUUGGCCUCUCCUUCCUCCCAGCUUUGCCCUAAAUCCCCACUUGCCAGAGAGGGAUGUACACAUGGACAGUUACAUUGGACAUGAUCAAAAUGCCAUCUGGAUGUUCUUUAUAUUUACCUGGUGCAAUUUCACAGAGAACUGAAAGAAAAUUGUAAUAAUCAGUAAAUUUGUACCCUGGUGCAACAUGGUGUUAUAGAAAGUAGACAAGCUUUAGAGUUAAAUGAAUCUAGAUUCAGAUGUCACUGUUGAGAUUCAUUAACUAUGAUGUUGAACAAGUUACUUAAACCCUCUGAUUCUGUUUCUCCCCUCCAUCUGUAAAAUGUGGAUAAUAAUAAUAAUAAUAAUAGCUACCUCAUAGGAUUAUUGUGAGAAUUAAAUAGGCUUAUACAUAGACUAUGGUAGAGCUUAAUUAAUAAAUGUCAACACCCUUCCUCUUUUCUAAUUCCCCCUCCUCUCAUUAAAGACCAACACAAAUUAGCAUUUCGGACAUACAGAUCAUUCUUCAUUCCUGUCUAAAGAGCAGACUUUAUCUCACAAGUUCUCAAACUAAGUUGCUGUAGAAUUACUUAUAGAGCACUUUAAAAAUGCAGAUUCUCAGGUCUCCAAACCUGCUGGAUCAUAAUCUUUUCCGGUGGUCCUGGGAAUUUGCAUUUAAUAUGUGUUCCAGAUGAUCUGAACAUGGGUCAAUCACUAGUCACACUUUGCGAACCAUUGCCUGAUCUGUUCUUGAAGGAAAAAAAAACCAUUAGAUCAUUCUUUCCUAUGGACAAAUAACCUUAGGAUUGAUUCCAUUGCUCUUGCCUCCCUUAGUGGUCUCCCUUUACAGUAUAAUUAUGUAUGUAUGUAUCUUCUUUCCCCACUAGACUGUGAGCUCCUUGAGGGACAGGGUUUAUCUUCAUUCCCAGGGCCAAGGAAAUGGCCUGGACAUAGAAGAUACUCAGUUGUUUGUUGAAUAAAUAAAUGACAUGGAUUUUAGCCAAAA
Nyctereutes procyonoides (raccoon dog) is the source of this 3675-nucleotide messenger RNA. It is a transcript of the gene ATPAF1, whose product is annotated as ATP synthase mitochondrial F1 complex assembly factor 1. Gene Ontology annotation, cellular component: mitochondrion. The record is from RefSeq and is a predicted model, not a curated record. NCBI's taxonomy places the organism in Eukaryota, Metazoa, Chordata, Mammalia, Carnivora, Canidae. The transcript has 9 exons. The coding region runs from base 1 to 1032 and encodes 343 amino acids. Gene Ontology annotation, biological process: mitochondrial proton-transporting ATP synthase complex assembly.